Peromyscus leucopus (white-footed mouse) is the source of this 837-nucleotide messenger RNA. RefSeq names its product arginine vasopressin (gene Avp). Gene Ontology annotation, cellular component: extracellular region; secretory granule. The record is from RefSeq and is a predicted model, not a curated record. NCBI's taxonomy places the organism in Eukaryota, Metazoa, Chordata, Mammalia, Rodentia, Cricetidae. Gene Ontology annotation, molecular function: neurohypophyseal hormone activity.
CACAGUAACUGUGGCAGUUGCUCCAGUCACACCGUGGCCAAUGACAGCCUGCUGGCCUGCCCCCUCCUCCAACAUGCUCUGCACAGACAGGCCCACGUGUGUCCCCAGACGCCUGAAUCACUGCUGACAGCUUGGGACCUGUCGGCCGUGGGCUCCUGGGGAGCCACCGGGGAGGGGGUUAGCAGCCACGUUGUCGCCUCCUAGGGAACACCUGCAGACAUAAAUAGACAGCCCGCCAGGGCAGCAGAACAGAGCCAACAGAGCAGCUGCGCACAGUGCCCACCCGUGCCCGCCAGAAUGCUCAACGCUACGCUGUCUGCUUGCUUCCUGAGCCUGCUGGCCUUCACCUCUGCCUGCUACUUCCAGAACUGCCCGAGAGGCGGCAAGAGGGCCAUGUCUGACAUGGAGCUGAGACAGUGCCUCCCCUGCGGCCCCGGCGGCAAAGGCUGCUUCGGGCCGAACAUCUGCUGCGCCGACGAGCUGGGCUGCUACGUGGGCACCGCCGAGGCGCUGCGCUGCCAGGAGGAGAACUACCUGCCCUCGCCCUGCCAGUCGGGCCAGAAGCCGUGCGGGAGCGGGGGCCGCUGCGCCGCCGCGGGCGUCUGCUGCAGCGACGAGAGCUGCGUGACCGAGCCCGAGUGUCGCGAGGGUUUUCUGCGGCUCACCCGCGCCCGCGAGCCGAGCAACGGCACACAGCUGGACGGGCCCGCCCGGGCGCUGCUGCUCCGGCUGGUGCAGCUGGCUGGGUCGCGGGAGGCCGGGGAUUCUGCCAAGCCCCGGGGCUACUGAGCCGUCGCCCCCACGCCUCGCCCCUACAGCAUGGAAAAUAAACUUUAA